This is a messenger RNA of Harpegnathos saltator (Jerdon's jumping ant), 2802 nucleotides long. It is a transcript of the gene HBS1, whose product is annotated as translation elongation factor EF-1alpha (GTPase) HBS1. The transcript is spliced from 9 exons. Lineage: Eukaryota; Metazoa; Arthropoda; Insecta; Hymenoptera; Formicidae. Bases 316 to 2397 code for a protein of 693 amino acids. Gene Ontology annotation, molecular function: GTPase activity; GTP binding. The record is from RefSeq and is a predicted model, not a curated record.
GUUUCAGUUCUUGAAAAUUAUGAAUGCGAUUCAACGAUGGAUAAAGUGAAUAUUUUAACAAUUAUCGAUAUGAGGAAAAAUCGAAUUUGAAAACACCGAGAAGAGACAAUCGAUCUUUUAAGAAGAAAAAAUUCAAUAUCGAUUCAUCGGCCGAUGCCUAGUCAACAAUUCCAUCGUUGAUUCCAGCUGUGACUGUCCGUAAUUUGUAAUUCAGUUGUAUAUACUCUGUGUGACAUGGAAGUUUAUAAAUAAUUUGCGCUCGAGAAAAGCUUUCUCGCUUUACUUCUCUUCUAGACACAAAAUUACACUCAAAACAUGUCACGACAUCGGGACGUCCGUUGCAUGAACUAUUCCGAUGAGUACGAUGGUUAUGAUGACGUUUAUGGGCAUUCAGUAGAGGAUGAUUACUGUGUAUCACCUAGUGCACAGCAGUUUCUUUUUGAUCGAAGCAAGCAACAAAACAUUGCUUCAUUCAUCACAGAACCAGAUAUAGUUGAAGACAAUGAGGACAUUGAGGUUUCAGCGUCACCUGAUGAGAAAUGUAGUCUCUCUGAGUUGGAAAAAGCAAAGUUGAUGUCUUGCAUGGAAUCAAUCAGAAAUGUUAUAGGCGAUUCUGUGACUGAAUCUAAGCUACGAGAGCAUAUUAUUGCAUCAGAUUAUGAUACAGAAGUAGCACUCAAUACCAUCUUACAUGAGUCUUCCCCAAAAAGUAUCAGUGAUCUGGCAGUGAACAAGGAACGAUCAGGACCCCAUCCAGGUAACAAAUUGUCAUCCAAGUCCGCUCUGCAAGUCACGACAUCAUCUACAGUGAAGGUCGUACCGGCCGGAAUGAGGCCCGUAGUGAAGGGUUUUGACUUGAGCGGCGUAGAGAACACUGAUCUAUUAAGCCCGCGGUGCCAGAGCCCGUCGUCUGAUCGGAACAGUCCAGAGAUCAAGAGCAAGGAAGAUAUCAUACAGAAGGAAAAGAAAGGAUUUUCCUCGAAGACGAACAGCCCGCGAUGCCAGUCGCCCGUGUCGGGACAUGUGACGCCGGAAUUGGACGCUAAGGUGAAGUCAAACGCGUCCAAUGAAGAGAAGGUUGUGGACGUUCAGGCAAUAUAUAAAAACAAGCGGGGCGACAGUAAAGAGCAGCUUCACUUGGUGGUCGUGGGACAUGUAGAUGCCGGAAAGAGUACUCUGCUCGGCCGAUUGCUCUGCGACUUGGGUCAAGUGCCGUCGAGGCUCAUUCAUAAGUAUCAGCAAGAGAGCAAGAAGAUAGGGAAACAGUCGUUCGCAUACGCAUGGGUGCUCGAUGAGACCGGCGAGGAAAGGGAACGUGGAAUUACAAUGGAUAUAGGCCAUUCAAAGUUCGAGACUGAUACAAAGUCCAUUACCCUGCUGGACGCACCUGGCCACAAGGACUUCAUCCCGAACAUGAUAACUGGCGCCACGCAGGCGGACGUAGCUCUGUUGGUGGUUGACGCGACCAGAGGCGAGUUCGAGACUGGAUUCGACAGCGGAGGUCAAACGCGUGAGCACGCACUAUUGUUACGUUCUUUAGGUGUGUCGCAGCUGGCGGUGGUCGUGAAUAAGAUGGAUACUGUAAACUGGUCAAAGGACAGGUUCAAUGAAAUCGUCGAUAAGAUGAGUGUGUUCCUGAAACAGGCUGGCUUCAAGGACACCGUCACUUUUGUGCCUUGCAGCGGUUUAUCCGGCGAGAAUAUAGUAACGAAACCGAAGGAGCAACUUUCUAGCUGGUAUAUCGGACCUACUCUAGUCAGUGUAAUUGAUAAUUUCAAAUGCCCAGAACGACCUGUAAAUAAGCCAUUCCGUUUCUCGGUCAAUGAUAUAUUCAAGGGUACUGGAUCUGGCUUCUGCGUGUCCGGUCAUAUUGAAACAGGCAUGGUAUCUUUAGGCGAUAAAGUUUUAAUACUACCUCGAAACGAAGUCGCCAUUGUUAAAGGUCUUCAAUCAGACGAAGUCUCGACUACAAACGCAUUCGCUGGCGAUCACGUUGCCCUGACUUUAGCGGGCAUCGAACAACAGAACGUGAGCAUCGGCGACAUCAUUUGCAAUCCGCAGAACCCGGUGCCGGUGACCACGUGCUUUCAAGCGCAUGUGGUUGUAUUCGCGAUAGCAAAACCGAUCACCAAGGGGCUACCGGUGGUGAUGCAUCAGCAAUCGCUGGUACAGCCGGCAGUCAUCACAAAACUGAUCGCACAGCUUCACAGAAGCAACGGCGACGUGAUCAAGAAAAAACCGCGUUGUCUGCCGAAGAACUCGAGCGCGAUUAUUGAGGUCGCGAUGCAGAACCCGGUCUGCAUGGAAUUAUACAAGGAUAUUAAGCAGCUAGGUAGAGUUAUGUUGCGAUUGGAAGGUACCACCAUUGCGGCGGGUCUGAUCACGAAGAUCUUAUAAUUCUCAUAGAAAUGAUCAUAUAUAUGAACGGAAUCUCGAAUCUACAGUGUGAUCUUAUCACAUCGGAUAUAGAGAUUUGCUUCGAUCUAACAGGUAUACAAAGCUAUUGUAUUUAUACAUCACAUACACACACACAAACAUGAACACAAAGUCUCGCUAGAUUAUACCACUUUAUUUCAUUUACAAUAAUACAGAAGACUUCGCUUGUCAGACUUCGUUUUCUUAAUUAAUAUAUACCUUAAUAUAUACACAAUUUCUUAAUUAAUAUACAUACAAUUGUAAAUAUAAAAUAAUUAUCGGAUAUAUUAAUGCACAUCCGACGAUUCUUUUUAUUUAUAAUCGUUUAUAAUAUUUUAAUGAAUAUGUAAGUUCGGUAGGUGUUCAAUAAAGGAUAUCGUUAUAUUA